CAUCGUUCCUGUGUACCCUAAUACCAGGAUCACACCCUCUUCCCUUGCAGAGAUGGGUGACAUGGAGUCCUACAAGGUGAUGCUGAACGGGCCGGCGCCCUGGGGCUUCAGGCUGCAGGGCGGGAAGGAUUUCAGCAUGCCACUCUCCAUCUCCAGGCUGACGCCCGGUGGGAAGGCGGCCCAGGCCGGUGUGGGAGUGGGUGACUGGGUGCUGUACAUCGACGGGGAGAGCACCAGCUCCAUGACGCACAUCGAGGCCCAGAACAGGAUCCGUGCCUGUGGGGACAGGCUCUGCCUCACCCUGAGCAGAGCCCAGAACCACCUGGGGAAGCCGCAGAAGGACUCACUCCCCUGCUCUGAACCCCUGAAAUAUAACUUCGCUCCCAGCACCGCCCUCAACAAAACAGCUCGGCCCUUUGGGGCCGGCUCGCCUCCGAACCCACGGCCCGGGCAGCCCCCGCAGCCGCUGGAGCCCCCCAGCACCCCCGUGUGCGACCCUGUGAAGUUGCGGCUGAUAGAGGAUGCUGAGGACUGGCAGCCCCAUACCGGGACCUCCCAGUCCCGUUCCUUCCGCAAACUGGCCCGGCUGAUGGGCACAGACAGCAUGGAGGAUCGUGAGGAUGAGCUUGUUAAAAAGCCCAGGUCCCCACACCGGGACCUCCCAGUCCCGCUCCUUCCGCAAACUGGCCCGGCUGAUGGGCACAGAUGGCACCAGGUCUCCGUGCUGGACCCAUCCCCGGGAGCAGCAAUGAAGACUGAGCCGGGACUGGGCCCCAGGACCCCCGCCGCCACCCCUGGCCCUGCCAGUCGCCCGCCCUGGGCUGUGGACCCCUCGUUUGCUGAGCGCUAUGCCCCGGACAAGACGAGCACGGUGGUGAGCAAGCACAGCCAGCCGGCCACGCCGACCCCCAUGCAGAACCGCAGCUCCAUCGUGCAGGCAGCCCAGCAAGUCCCCGAAGGGCCCGGCCGCACACCCCUCUGCUACAAGUGCAACAAGGUCAUCAGGGGACGCUACCUGGUGGCGCUGGGACAUUAUUACCACCCCGAGGAGUUCACCUGCUGCCAGUGCAGGAAGGUGCUGGAUGAGGGCGGCUUCUUUGAGGAGAAAGGCUCCAUCUUCUGCCCCAAGUGCUACGACACGCGUUACGCACCCAGCUGCGCCAAGUGCAAGAAGAAGAUCACUGGGGAGGUCAUGCACGCACUGAAGAUGACCUGGCACGUGCAGUGCUUCACGUGCGCUGCCUGCAAAACUCCCAUCCGUAACCGUGCCUUCUACAUGGAGGAGGGACAGCCCUACUGCGAGAGAGACUACGAGAAGAUGUUUGGCACCAAGUGCCGUGGCUGUGACUUCAAGAUCGAUGCUGGGGACCGGUUCCUGGAGGCGCUGGGGUUCAGCUGGCAUGACACUUGCUUCGUCUGUGCGAUCUGCCAGACCAACCUGGAAGGGAAGACGUUCUACUCCAAGAAGGACAAGCCGCUCUGCAAGAGCCAUGCUUUCUCCCACGUGUGAGGGGCGGGAGUUCAGUUGUGCCCACGCGUGCCCCUGGCCCUGCAUGCUCCUCUCCCCCCCCUGCCCCCGCCCCAACCUCCGCUGACCCCAGGGAGCCAGGCUGGGCCCUCACCCCUUCCCCUUGCUCCUGCCUCUUUCCUAGCAGCUCCUGGUCCAGCUCCAGCAAGAGGCAGUGCUGGGUCCUGAGCCCCUUAUAGCUGGGUGGCUUCUUCUGCACCCCCUAACUGGCACUAGGAGCCCCGGUAAGGGGACGCUGCAUGGGUCUCCUGCUCCCCAGCCACACAGUGUGGUAGCCACGGCCGUACCGAGGCUGGCACAGCAGGGCUGCUCCCUUGCUUAGCUGGGGCCCAGGUGCCUGGCAGCUCAGUGCCGGGGCAGGGAUGCUCCUAUAGAACAUCCCUAAGAGGGUGAAGACCAGCCCCCUGCCAAGCUCUCCCUGCCUUCCCUGCUGCGUGCUUAGUGUGUGGGGCUGGAGACCCGGCCCUGCUCCCCUGCCAGGGCCCUACCUGCACAACCCCCCGGCCACCCUGCAGCCUGCUGCGGUGGCUUCCUACCCCAGCUGAGUGCCAGAGGGGUCUGUGCCUCGUGUCCCCCAACCCAGCUGGCCUGCUGCUCCCCUGGGGCUGGCGUGCGGCAGCACCCCCAGCCCAGCCGUGCCGGGGAGCAGGGCAGCGUGCCAAGCCCACCCCAGCCAUGGGCUGGCAGUGUGUGCUGAUGGCCGGCCGGCUGGCCGGCUCCCGCAAGGCUCGGGCACGGCUUCCUACCAAAGAGUGCUCUGCCACCGCCGUCCCAGGCCUGUAAAUGCCUCUCCCAAACCCACAC
Molecule: messenger RNA, 2332 nt
Organism: Haliaeetus leucocephalus (bald eagle)
Lineage: Eukaryota; Metazoa; Chordata; Aves; Accipitriformes; Accipitridae
Gene: PDLIM7
Product: PDZ and LIM domain 7 (enigma)
Exons: 13
Coding region: 53-1510 (485 amino acids)
Biological process (GO): muscle structure development; heart development; actin cytoskeleton organization
Cellular component (GO): adherens junction; stress fiber; filamentous actin
Molecular function (GO): muscle alpha-actinin binding; actin binding
Source: RefSeq, a predicted model, not a curated record